Molecule: messenger RNA, 1888 nt
Organism: Pseudovirgaria hyperparasitica
Lineage: Eukaryota; Fungi; Ascomycota; Dothideomycetes; Acrospermales; Acrospermaceae
Exons: 3
Coding region: 379-1752 (457 amino acids)
Source: RefSeq, a predicted model, not a curated record
GAUAAUUAUCAGACGAGGUGCGUGGGUGGGUGAGGUGUGGCGUCGAGCAGUUUGGAAAAUUUUCUUUAUAUUUGGGGUUGGGGUGCUAUGCUAAUUAAUUAAUAAACCCCAUGGAUAAUUGGAACAGAAAAGAGCGUGGUGUGUGUGUGUGUGUGUGUCGGUUCGUAAGUACUGUAAGACUAACUGAGUAUUUAACAUACUACUGUACCCAAACUUAACACUAGGACGUAAAAACAUCGUGACGCGAUACAGGAGUAGACGAGCGGAAGGUUGUCGAGACAUUAUUAUUGAGUCGCCGGCGCCCAAUCCAAGUCCCAAGUCCGCAUUAAAAUCAACCAGCCCGCUCUCAAGCAGCCUUCCGGUCAGACACGUCGCAUAAUGCCAAUGUGGACAUGUGACGCUGCGCGCUGCUCGAAACCUGCCGUGCGCAGCGGUGAUUGCAUGCUAUGCAACCGGCACCUUUGCUCCUCGCACGUGCAAACUCCGUUUCAUGGAUGUCCUGCCUGGGAGGACGCAGAAAGAUACGAUCCCGCCGCCCAGGAGGCAGAGAAGCGGGAGAUGGAGGCUCUAUUCGCAAGGAUCGACACAGACGCGCUGGCCGCGCAUGCGAGCGCGUUACGGGAUGGGAUGCGCUGUUCUAUCCCUGCGUUGGAGUAUGAUCGGGCGAGACGGAGCGCUGUGAUGGGCGGGAUGAAUUAUCAUGUCGAUGUGGUGUUUGAGGACGGGGUGGUGUGGUUGGCGCGGAUACGCCGGGUGAAUGCGACGUCGCCGCCGGCCGCGCUGCGAGACUAUAUUCUGCGGAGCGAGGUGGCGACGAUGAGGUUUCUGGCUGGAACGGCGGUGCCGGCGCCGAGGGUGUUUGACUUUGUGCCGGAAGGGCGGGGGAGUGUAGGGUAUAUGCUGGUGGAGAAGAUGGCGGGGACGGCGCUGCGAUGGUCGCUUGCUGCGCCGGCGCAACGGCGGAAGAUCGUGGAGCAGCUUGCGGAUGUGUUUAUUGAGCUGCGGAAGUAUCCGUUUGAGGAGAUGGGGUGUUUGGGUACUGCGGCGUCGAGUCGUGUCGGGGCGUUUGCUCGCGAGUCUUUGGCCGACUUUACGGGCUCUCGUAUGGCGCCCUUGGGCCCAUAUUCUGCGCUCCAGGACUAUCAUGCUGCCUCGAUCAGGCUUAUACUAGACCUCAUCCUACGAGAGGAAAUGUACGCCCAGAAUCCCAUCGACGCAUACCUCGUCCACCGCUUUCUCCUCGACCUGGUCCCGUCGGUUCUCCCUGCUCAAGACGGCCAUUUCUACCUCAAGCAUGCCGAUGACAAGGGCGACCACAUUCUCGUCGACAGCGAGUACAACAUCACCGCCAUCAUCGACUGGGAGUGGGCAUACACAGCGCCGGAAGCGAUAGCCUUCAAUUCGCCCAUCGGCCUCCUUCCCGUAAGCGAGUUCUACGACGGCCUCAACACAUUGGGAGAGGAAGAGGAGAUGCUGGCGGGGAUACUGGAAAGCAGAGGCGCACCAAGCCUAGCGCAGGCCGUGCGAGAUGGGCGAUUACAGCAUCGGUUUGCGUUCUGUUGCGGAUACGACCUCGUUGCUGACUGGAAUGGAUUCCUUGGGCUGUUCAAAGGGUUGAGGGAUGCGGUUCGUGUUGAUCAGGGGUUGGAGUGGGGGGAAUGGAGACAAGUGGCGUUGGAGCGCUAUCGAGGUGAUGAGGGAUUGGAACGGUUACUUUCCAAAGCAGGUGGUGUGGAAACAGGAAACAGGUGAUAUGCGAGGAUAUGUAAUAUUAUAUGUCGGAGGGUCGGACAAUUGUCUUGCAUGAAGAAGGGGCAUUAGCCACGUGGGGCAUUAGCCACGUGGCUAUGCAAUGUACGAGUCAGCCACGGGUGUGGCGCCUGUAGUC